Messenger RNA from Anopheles funestus (African malaria mosquito), 1881 nucleotides. RefSeq names its product J domain-containing protein (gene jdp). The record is from RefSeq and is a predicted model, not a curated record. Gene Ontology annotation, cellular component: cytoplasm. Bases 986 to 1522 code for a protein of 178 amino acids. The transcript has 4 exons. NCBI's taxonomy places the organism in Eukaryota, Metazoa, Arthropoda, Insecta, Diptera, Culicidae.
GGCUCCGCAUCAGCAUUGGCUCUCGCUGGAUGUUAGCCGAAAAGAAAAGGCUCCAGUUGCGAGCCCUGUACCGAUGCGUGAAUGCUAAGGUCGGGCUUAGUGGUUGAUCAGGCACGCUUGCGAGAGGUCGAAUCGAGUAGCGAAACCUGUGCACCGAGUACACCCAAAAGGCAGCAAGGGCAACGCACAAUACCAUUCGUUAACACUUGCACUAUAGUUUCAUCACCGACAAUCUGGUUGUUUAGGAAACACGCACACAAACGUAACGAUCCGAUAAGGUUCGAAACGUGGUUAAACCCAUCGGUUCGGUUGGCGGGUCCCCAGACCCCAGUGUACGUGCGUUAAGCGAAUCGUGUGGAUUGCAGAAGUGAAUGUUGUUAGUUUGCUGAAGCGGAAAAUCCCCGGUCAUCUAGUUUGUGGCGCCAGUUCCUAUUCGGCAGCAAAUCCGCAGCAGAUACAACCAAAACAACUACAUCCCACACAAGUGUGCAACGCGACCCGUACUCACUCACAUUACCGUUCGGCGUGUAAUAUCGUCAAUCAAAGUUCAGUAUUGAAAAAAAAAACCCGUUUUUCAACAUCGUAAGGGAAAGUUAGCUGUCGUUGACCACCGUCUCUUGCCAAAUCUGCCAGCUUCUUGCGUAGCUGUGCGUGUGUUUGUGAGUGCGUGCAUGUGAGCAUUACGACAAGGUCGGUAACGUCGCUGAGAAUUGGCCCAGUAACACAAAGCACAUCGGAGGCAUUCAACAAAAACAGGCCCAAGGUGGUUUUUUAAGAAACACCGUCACAACGCACACAGCAAACAUAACAAACCAGUGAUCACCUGCAGUGGUGCUGGAAACGCGCGGGAAACAACGCAGAGACAGCGAGAUUUGAACAAAAACACAAUCGAGCACCAAUCAACCGUCAACGUACAACCGAGCAAACUUCAUCUCACAUCAGUCGGCAGGGUCUAGUAUAGCCCCCUCAAGCACAAGCCCCAACGAUGAGCGGUGUCGACGACAUUCUGACGUACAAGCGAGACUCGAAGGAGGAUUUGUAUGCGAUGCUUAAUUGCAGCGAAACCUCAACGGUCGACCAAAUCCAGGCCGAGUUUAAAAUACUCGCACUGCAGUAUCACCCGGACAAGAACGAUGGUGACAAGGAGUCUGAGGCUAAGUUCCAGCAGCUGAAGGAAGCGAAGGAGAUCCUGUGUGAUCCGGAGAAGCGUGCGAGCUACGACAAGUGGCGCAACAGUGGCAUCCAGAUAAGCUACAAGAACUGGCUCGGUAUGAAGGAGCACGUCCAGCAGAGCAUGCACUGGGCGAUACCGAAAACGAAGGACCGGAUGCUGCCGGAGGGUGGCGCUACCGGGGGCACUGGUUCCGGUACCGGGUCCGGGCUGAGUGCUGCCCAACCGAACCCGGCCCAUCGGCGCGCCUCAGAGGGUGGUGCGGCACUGUAUUACGGUGGGCGGAAGGGUGAGUGGGGUUCGGAAAAUUCAAGCGAAGUCGUCAGCAAGUUCCGCAACUACGAGAUUUAAACUCGCCUCGCAUGAGGUUGAGGGAAGAACACACGACUGAGCUCGUUGUGUCGGUAGGGUGAAGGAAGGGAAGGGAAGAGCUGUGCGAAGUCGGUGUACUCUUUUCUUUGCCAUCUUUCCCCAGGAACCUCAUGUUAGGGUGGGGAAGGGUUUGGAAAGUAUGGGUAAAAGUGUGGUGAGGGAGGGUUUUUGUCUUGUGAAAGUCCUUGAUGUCCUUGACAGUAUACAAGCUUACAAACUCACACAGUCACUCCUGGUGCGACUACUGGUUUCAAGAAAGGAAUUCUAAACCAUUCAAUGUACCUCUCUAUCUUCUAUCUCGCACUCUUGUUCCCUUUUUGUCCCACUCUCUCUCUGUC